AUGCUGUCCGAAAAACGGACCUCCCGGCUGCUAGGGACACGAUUAUCGGCAAUUUUCAAUUCCCACGAUACUUCAACGGAAAAGAAACACACAACGCCCACAAGAGGUGUGCGUGAGACUCCACAGCGGUCGUCGCCGCUUUCAGCACCGAAGUUGACCAACAAACCGCACAGUUUGCCGCAUACUGGGUCAUAUACUGGAGAUUCUUUGGGUUCGCCAAAUCCUACAAGAACAAACGGGAACUUGCCCCCAGCGCCUGCAAAUGCUGCCCAGAAGUUGAAAAUAGAUACGUACGAAACGGCCGUUCCGAAAACUCCGACGAAAUUGAGCCGCAAGGCGCCGCCAGCGGACGAACAAGAACUCAUGGCCACGAGAUCGUCUUCUCCGCCCACUAAACCGCAGGGGGACGCCUUUGCGGAAAUGAAGAACCUUGUAGGAAACGAGCUUGACGAAAUUAUGGCCUCCUCCGAGAAACCUGGCCCUGUAGACCAUCUGUUCCUGACAUAUACUCUGGACGAAGAAACAUCUCCACUCCAUAUCAGUCUGCCUCCGCUUGUCACCAGAGUCGAGUCCCCGCAUUUUUCUACGCCUCCUGAAGAGAAUGCUUGGAGCGACUCGACGCUGGAGUUCCAUUUCGACCUGGCUUCCAAUGGUAGAGGCCACACUGCUGUUUCCCAUUCGAACCGUGGUUCUUCGCCAGUGUACUCUACGCCAUCGCAAGAUCAAAUCGGACAGGAUAUCAUUGGAUACUAUGCUGCGGCUGAUCCCGCUGCAGCUGAAGCCCGCCCGCCAAAUGCCUUAUCGGCUCUAAAUGAACAAGAUAGGCCGCAGUUGUCUCUCAAAACCUCUCCAAACCCCUUUGAGCCCUCUCAGUUCUAUGGCCUGAACGUAAACCUGCCCUCUUUAUCCUCUGAACGCCAGAGCUUUGGCUCGGUUCCAACAGACACUCGUUCCGCAAGCACCACAACACCUCGGAUGUUCUCUGCAGCCAGCUUCACGGAAAGCACGAAACUCGACACCGUCCCUCUGAACACACAAGAAAGAUUCUCGGGAGGGCUUUACAACGAUAUUCUGCGCAUUCCAGAGUCAAUCUACAGUGAGAACUUAGAGCUGCCAGUCGACAGCUUUGCCGACAGCGCCAUGAUGACAGUCGCACCGAAUGGAGCUGCUCUGCGCAACGCAUUUGGAAACACAGCUGGCCUGUCGAUGGAACCAUCUCGCUACUUCGACUCUGAGGCUCUCAGUCCCGAUUUGGGACAUGCAAGCAGUCGACCUCUGCGUCCCAAACUGCAGCUGCUGAUGGCAUGGGCCAACUCAUCAAACUCUUUCAGCGACACGCUUGGCAACUCGAACUCGAUCCGCAAGUCUCACACACGAGUGCUGUCCACAAGCUCGAUUCUCAGUCAUUCCAGUAGACAUGUCAACUUGGCCACAAUCAAACGAUCCUUGUCGCUACGUCCCGGCGAAGGCGAGCGCUCGCAUUACGUCACGGCGAUACGAAAAAGUGCCGGCACUUCGUACAACGAGACAGGACCCGGCAAAUGGAAACUUCCCUUGGGAAUCACCCCUCUAGACUCCAAGACCCUUGCGCUUCUGACAUACUCUCAAGGAAGCACGCGGUUCAGCCGUGGCUCGAGCAGUUUGGCGUCGCGGUCGAAAAAGACCAGUGGUGUUGAACUCAAGCACGGACAUUUGCAAGCGAGACUUUUGGCUUCAGAGGUGGACGAGGUUGGCGAGACCAACCGGUUUGGAGCCUUGGGCCGGUCCAGCACCCUACAAAACAAGACGACCAUCUCACCAGUGGUGUCGGUUGGAGCGGCCAGUGUCACGAAAAGCGGAACGGCGUCCAACGGGAUCUCUCGAGGUGGGUCCAUUACGCGGUCAAGCACGGUCUCUGCGCGCGAUACCGAGACCCUCGAAAACGGGAGCGGCAUUGAUAAGUCGCGCCGUGGCAGCACUACCUCCUUCGCCGAGUCUGUUGACAGCGUGGGCGAUAGGGUGGACGCUUACUACCAGCACCAAGGGUACCGCUACGGCGAGACCGAGGAUGAGUACAAUGACUACAACGAGGACAUUGCCGAGAACUACGACGACGAGGACGAGGCGGAGGAAAAGCCGCAUUUGGUUUUGGCCAACCCUGAUUCCAGCAGUGAUAAUGAGUAG
Messenger RNA from Australozyma saopauloensis, 2163 nucleotides. RefSeq lists its product as uncharacterized. The transcript has a single exon. Lineage: Eukaryota; Fungi; Ascomycota; Pichiomycetes; Serinales; Metschnikowiaceae. Bases 1 to 2163 code for a protein of 720 amino acids. The record is from RefSeq and is a predicted model, not a curated record.